Messenger RNA from Paramecium octaurelia, 3750 nucleotides. NCBI's taxonomy places the organism in Eukaryota, Ciliophora, Oligohymenophorea, Peniculida, Parameciidae. The record is from the annotation of a GenBank genome assembly.
AUGUAUUUAAUCAUAAUUUUUUUUCCCAGUGCUUUUGGAGUAUUAUUAUAAAGUGGUCUAAAUCAAAAUACUAUUACAUAUCCAACCAAAGUAGAACAAUGUUAAAAUGUAGAACUCAACGAAAAUCAAAGUUUUUAUCUAGAAUUGAAUAAAGAAGACAACAUAUUUAAUAAAUUUUCAAAUGAUUUUUAAGAAUUAGGCAGCGAUAUAAGGAAUUUAACUUUUGUUAAUUUUAUUUCUUCAGUUCAAAUAGUCCCUGAUUCCUUUAAAAUACUAUAAAGUUAAUAAUUACUAUUUCCUGGUGGAAUGGGUUUGUGUUCACUCUUGUAGAAUAAAAGAAGUUUAGACUAUUCAAUUUAUUGUAAAGAUGUUAUGCCAUAAAAAUACAUAGAGAAUAAUUUUAGUAAAUUAAAAGAAUUUACAUUUUUAAUAGCUUAUUAGGAAGGCCUUAAAUGUAAUGACUAUAAAUACUCCAAUCAUCUCUUUUAUAUACUUUGCUCUAUCUAAGAUCAAAUCCAAAUAAUUUCAUUUGAUUUGGAAGGAAAUAGAUAAUAAAUCAACUACACCAUAUCCAUGGAUUAAUAAUAAUGCAAUAUAAAAUUUCAACUUUUUCAAGAUUCACACCUUUUAGUAUAUUUUUGCUUAUGCUUAAAUUGGGAAUUAAUGAUAUUUGAUUCUCAAAUGUAAUUUAAAAGAAGUUUUACUGCUUAAGAAAUAUAUUUGAAAGCUCAAUUUAAUUAUAAUAAGGAAUUAUAAGAUCUUUUUGUAUGCUAUUAAGUACUGUAUUUAAUAUUCGAUAAUGAAUAAAUUCAUUUAUUUGUUUUAUCUUUAAUGGCUUCUGACUUUGAACACGAUUCUAAAGUUUAUAAUUAGUAAAUUUAAAGAUUUCAACUGUUGUAAUUAUAAAGUUGCACCUUAGAGAAUCAAGGAAUCGAGUUAAGCGAUAUUAAUAAUUUCACAAAUUAUUAAAUAGAAAAUCUAAAAAUAAUAUAAAAAUUAGGACCCUAGAUUAUGUUUUUGGCUUUUAGUGAUCAUUUAAUUGUAAUGCUUGCAAAUGAAAUAAUGUAAACAAUCCAAAUUGAAUUUAUAUUCUUUUGUUCUAUCCCAACAGUUACCUAAUAUUUUUGGAUAGUAAAUGAUUAGAAUAGAGCAUUCAUAUUUGAGAUAAACUUAUUCUAAAAUUAUUUUACAUACCAAUCGAAAGCAAAUUAUGUUGGAUUUUAUACAAUCGAAAAAAACAAUAUUAAGUUGAUAAAAUGUUUCUCUAUAAGUUAGCAUAGAAAUAAAUAGGAUUAUUUCAAAUUUUAAAUUGAUAACCUUAAAUAUCAAAAUUACUUAGUUUAAAUAGACGACAAUUUUGAUGGUAUUUAAAUUGAAAAGAAAAGUUUUUUUAAUAAAAAUUUCAAGUUUAACUUUACUUUUCCAAGUUUUUUUUAACAAAAAAUUGAGUAAAAUAAGACUCUUAGAUAAUGCAAUAUAAGCAGAACACAAUUAAACCUCAUUAGCAAAUUUUUUGCAUUUAAACUUAAAUCCGAAAAUUAUCUUUUGUUCAAUUAAGGUGAACUUCUUACAAUUUAUCAUUGUAAUUCUUAAAGGUUUAUUUAUUUUAAUAUUUAAAUUGAUUUGAAUUCUAUUAAAACACAUUAUUUAAUCUAGAAUCUCUAAUUUAUUUUGGUUCAAGAAAAUUAAAGUAGAAUAAUAGCUUUUAUCUAUUAACAAAAUGCAAAAGCAUCAAUACAAUAUUAAAUGCAUUCAUUUAAAGAAAAAAUUCGUGUUACUUAUAUAUAUAAAAAUUUGUUGGUAGUAUAGGAUUCAAAUUACCUUUUUUAUUUUAACUCAUAAUUAAAUAAAUUCUAAAAUUCAUAUCAAAUUAAUCCCAAUCUUUUCAUUAAUUAAGAAAUUACCAAAGAUGUAAUCUAGGUUUUCAAUUUUUAUGACACGUUUAUUCUCUAAUAUGAAUCAUAUUUCAUAGUUCAAGUAGAAUAAUUUGUUACUUAAAGUAUUUAAUUGAUUCCUAUUAGAAAUCUAUUUAAAUAUUGUAAUAUUAGGAGGAUAUUCAAGAAGAAGCCAACCCCCAUAAGUCAUUUUGAUAGCUAUGAAUUAGAACAAGAGCAGAAUUUAUAAAUACCUAAUAACUUAAAGGAAUUUCUAUUUGCUUUCUACCUAUUACUUUGAAGACUAUAUUCCAAUUUAACCCUUAAAUUAUUAGAUUAAUGAGGAAAAUUUUAUAAUAGCAACAAAGCAAUAAAGCAAUAGCCAAUUUCAUUUGAUGUUAUUUUUCAUUAAUUAAGCAAAUAGUUUUGAAUGUUAUGAGAUAGUAUCUACUCCUUAUUAAUACUUCUAUGUUUAAUCUAAUAUCCUUUAUUAUUACAAUGAAAAUCAAGAAUUAAUUGAAUACGACAUCAAAUAUUUCUCCUUGGAUUUUGAUCUAUAACUACUUAAUGAAAUAUUUUAUAACGUGCACUUUCAGAUUGAUAUUUAAGUUAUUCAGACCCCAAGAGAUGACGAUAUUUAUAGUGAAAAAUUCAAUUUAUUGGCACUCAAUAUGCAAGAGAAAUUAUCCAUAGUUAAUUAAAGUAAUUCAACGAUAAUUUUGAAUCAUAAUUAGGCUAUUCUAUAUCCAAAUCAAUUUGUUUAUGGAUCGUUUCUUUUAUUUGAUUUAUUAAACACCUCUUCAUUUACUCUCCAAAGUCCAUUCAAACUAGUUUAAGCAAUUACUUGUUUAGCCAUAGAUAAUUAUUUUUGCGUAAUUCAAUUUCUUCCAUUAAUAAAAAUAUUAGACUUAAAAACAAAUAAUUAAAAUAAUUAUCUGAUUCCUUAUAGAAGUACAAAAAAUACUAAAUUUCAUGCUUGGGAAGAUAUGAUAGUAUUAAUAGAAUAUCAAUAAUAAAACAUUAUUAUUUAUAAUUAUAAAAAGGAUUCCUUAAAAGUUUUACAUAUAUAAGACUUCUAUUAGUGUAGCUAUUUAUUAUAGUAAAUAUUAAUAAUUUAAGCAUCUGGAUAUACUUAUUUUUAUUUUCUUGAUGAAGAAAUAAGUCUUUUAGAAACUGUCGUAGGUAUGCCUUAUUUAUAAACCAAUUUUAACUAUUAUUAAAUUGACACUGAAGAAAUUUGUAAAGUACUAAUUGAACCUGAUAAAAUUUAGAUAUUAUGCUUUUAAAUUAAAUAAGGAGUAACUUCAUCAAUAUCGAAUUAUACAAUUCCAAUUUAGGACAUAUAUAAUAAAAUCAUUUUAAGUGAUUAACUAACAGAAUUUUCCUAUGAAUGUAAAAUUUAAGUAUUAAAUCUAACCUUCAUUGGAUAAAAUGAAGUUGAUUUUAAGAUCAUAGUUAAUUAUAAAAAAUUAGGUUUUAAAAAUCAAUAAAUUUUAUAAUUUUAUGUUCAGAUAACUCUAAAAGAUUAAGAAUAUUAAAUUAAGUUAAAUAAUUUAAUAAAACUUUCAAAGGUUAAUGCUAAUUGUAAUAGUUUUCUAUUACAAAACAAUCUGCUAUACGUUUGUACCUAUUUACAAAUAUUCUUAUAUAAACUUGAAAUUGGAUUAUAAAUACUAGAUUCUUAUGCAAACUUUGAGCUUCAAGGCAAAACUUUUUUUAUCCUUAAUAAUACUCAUAUAGUGACAUUCAAUCAAUACAAUGCUGAAGUCUCAUUAUAUGAAGUCGACUAUUGGAGAUUAUUUAAAAAUGAAAACAUUAAUGAUGAGGAUGAGUAAGAUGUUACAUUUAUAGCUUCAGACCUUGUAACUACGCUUGA